Molecule: messenger RNA, 2389 nt
Organism: Ziziphus jujuba (common jujube)
Lineage: Eukaryota; Viridiplantae; Streptophyta; Magnoliopsida; Rosales; Rhamnaceae
Product: nucleobase-ascorbate transporter 4
Exons: 14
Coding region: 389-2071 (560 amino acids)
Biological process (GO): transmembrane transport
Cellular component (GO): membrane
Molecular function (GO): transmembrane transporter activity
Source: RefSeq, a predicted model, not a curated record
GGAGAGAGAGAGAGCAGUUGGGUUGGUAAGCUUUCCGGAGAAGAAUAAGGAGGGAGCGUGUGGGAGUCCGCAACUCGUCUCUGUAUGAUACAAAUAGAAAGAGAGAAAAGGAAAGAGUAAUGGUGAUGAUGGCGAUUAGCUACUGAGCAAGCAGUCAAAACGUCACCGCCUAAUAAUAAAACCCACAGCACAACGCUCUCAGCUCCUCACUCACUUUAUCAACCAUCUUUAUCUCUCUCUCUCUCUCUCUCUCUCUUUCUCUCUCUCUUGUCAUUUCCUUCAUCCUUUUUAAACACGUAAAAACCCAUAUACGUACGCUUUCAUUUGCAGCUCUUUUUCUCUGCCUCCGCAUUUUUGCAUUGGAAGCCAUUGUUGCAGAGAGAAAGAUAUGGCAGCCGGAGGUGGUGGUGCUGGUGCUGGUGCUGGUGCUGGUGGUGGUGCUGGUGGUGGAGGUGGAGGAGGAGGAGGAGGAGGAGGAGGAGGAGGAGGAGGGCCACCCAAGGUCGAUGAGUUCCAGCCUCAUCCCAUCAAGGUCCAGCUUCUCGGCAUUGAUUACUGCGUCGCAAGUUCUCCUUCUUGGCCUGAGGCCGUACUUCUGGGUUUCCAACACUUCCUAGUAAUGCUCGGGACUACUGUAAUCAUACCCACCAUGCUAGUUCCUUUGAUGGGCGGUGGUAAUGUUGAGAAGGCUGAAGUUAUAGAGACUUUGCUCUUUGUUGCCGGUAUAAACACGCUUUUGCAAACUUUGUUCGGUUCUCGGCUUCCGGUGGUGAUGGGGGGUUCAUAUGCCUUCAUUAUCCCCACUAUCUCCAUCGCUUUGUCUAGACGAUUUAACAUGUACUCAGACCCCCAUCAGAGGUUUAAACAAUCCAUGAGAGCUUUACAAGGAGCACUCAUUGCUGCAUCUUUCUUCCAAAUUAUAAUUGGAUUCUUUGGUUUUGUCAGAAUUUUUACAAGCUUUCUAAGCCCUCUUGGUGCGGUUCCUCUUGUAACACUAACAGGCCUUGGGCUCUUUGCACUUGGUUUCCCUCAACUGGCCAAAUGUGUUGAAGUCGGACUUCCAGCAUUAAUUAUAUUGGUUGUUCUAUCUCAGUAUCUUCCCUACCUGGUGAAAUCGAAAAGAAGCAUAUUUGAUCGAUUUGCACUCCUAUUCUCAGUUGCAAUUGUUUGGGCAUAUGCAGAAAUUUUGACUGUAGCUGGUGCAUAUGAUAACAGAUCUCCCAAAACUCAAAUUAGUUGCCGCACUGAUCGUUCUGGGCUUAUUAGUGCUGCACCUUGGAUAAGGAUUCCAUAUCCAUUUCAAUGGGGGCGUCCUACUUUUAAUGUUGGUGAUGCUGUUGCAGUGAUUUCUGCUUCUUUUGUUGCUGUUAUUGAGUCAAUAGGAACAUUUAUAGCAGCUUCAAGAUAUGGCAGUGCAACUCCUCCACCACCUUCUGUACUUGGCAGAGGUGUUGGCUGGCAGGGAAUAGGCACCUUUCUGGAUGGCAUAUUUGGUACAGGAAAUGGCUCCGCAGCAUCAGUUGAAAAUGCAGGUCUUUUAGGAUUAACACGAGUUGGAAGUAGGAGAGUAAUUCAGAUAUCAGCAGCAUUUAUGCUUUUCUUCUCUGUUUUAGGAAAAUUUGGGGCCGUUCUUGCUUCUAUCCCAUUGCCAAUUGUGGCAGCUCUAUACUGUGUUCUCUUUGCCUAUGUGGCUGCAGCUGGUCUCAACUUCAUCCAGUUCUGCAACCUAAACAGCUACAGGACAAUGUUCAUCAUUGGCUUUUCUCUUUUCCUGGGUCUUUCUGUGCCUCAGUACUUCAAAGACUAUCUUUUAGUUUCCGGUCAUGGCCCAGUUCACACUGGGUUAAUAGCGUUCAACAACGUAGUGCAAGUGAUAUUCUCAUCGCCAGCAACAGUCGCAAUUAUAGUUGCUUUCCUCUUGGACUCUACUCUCGGUCGAGAUCACAGCUCAACUCGUCGAGACAGUGGCAGACACUGGUGGCAAAAGUUCAGAUACUAUAAUUCAGAUACAAGGAGUGAAGAAUUCUACUCAUUACCAUACAACCUUAAUAGAUUUUUCCCAUCAUUCUGACUUUUCAUUCCUUGUUUACCAUCGAAGAGCUCGAAAAAGAGAGGGCAAGAAAAAAGAAGAAACUGAAUGAAUAUAUAUAGCUAUAAAAAAUAAAAAAACCUUGUCCGUAUGCAGUAGUUUGAAGGGAUUUUGUAUUCUGUAAUGCUGAAUUGCAAAGGCAUAAAAAUUAUAUGGUGGGCCAGCAGGAGACCGAGGACCGUAUUUGCAUUUUCUAUAAAAUUGCAAUUAUGUUCUUAGACAUGGAAAUUCUAAUAUUAUGUGACUAAGAUAUCAAUCAUAUAGCAGAGUUACAAGAGUUCGAUUUGCUCUUGAAUAUAA